AUGUUCUCCUCAUCGCCCGACCACUUUCGGCCUCAUGACAGUCUUAAUUUGCCAACUUUUAUACAUAUCAGUCUGAUGGAGAAUACGGAGACAAAUGAUUCAAUCAACUUCCCUUUUUCUUUCCGGUUAGAAGAUCCAACUUUAGAGAGAAUUGCUGUUAAGAAACUAAAAUGUAUCGAGCGAGGAUAUGCGUAUCCGCACAUUGAUAUUGUUUUUGCAAGAGGAGAAACCAGUUUAACUAGACAUGGACAUCAUACGACUGAAAAAGAUGAGAAGAACUGUGGAUUCUACAAAAGUGUCCAAACGAUAUCUCGCAAUUCAACAGAACUACAGCUCAUCCCAGAUUUCGAAACUGAAACAAGCUUGAAUGGUUAUGUAAUUUUUGCUUACAAAACAAUGGAACAUAUGCAUACUCAAAAAUUCACGAGCUCUUGGAAGACAUGGUCGGGAGCACGAAUGUUGAGUACACGAAUGCCACUGCCACAUAUUGUCACAAAAAUGUCUUUCUUCAAAAAGGUCUCCGGCCAACUCAAUUUUGAGUAUAUUUUAAUAGCGAAAAUCAAAAACAUGAUGGUGAACGCUGCUCCAGCUUUGAACGUCCUUCAUUACAUGAAACCAAAAGUGUGUGCAUAUGUCGGAGCAUACCGCAAAAUUUCUUUUGAGGUCAACAAGAAUUUGUGUCGCAGUCUGGGACUUUUAGAUGCUAAUUAUGUGGAUGCAUUGACAAAUAGAUUUCGAGUCACUUACAGUAAUAACACAGGUUAUGUAGAGCUAUCCAAUUUUAUUGAGUAUCGUUGCAAGGAGGAAGAGGAAGAGGCGCGAGAAGCUAGAGAGCGACAUAUUAAAAAGUCAACUCAUGUUCAGACGGAACCAACUGAAUCUUCGAAACAUGCUAGGAGAACUUUACCAAGAACACUUCCAUCUACGCCCAGCUCAAUGUGUUCUCCGUCUACACCUCUUCAAUUCUACCCAUCAUAUCCAUCCCCGAACUCUGUGAUCGGAAGCAUUUUGAAACACAAAAGUCAGAUUGUGACCGUAGGAAACAAUUAUUUGCUUGUACUGGAUAAUCGAGACUCGGAAGCUUCAAACAGAGGCGAGACAGUUAUCAAUGACCAAAUAACAAGUCUACCGUCAAUGAUUGAGCACAAAACACCGGUGAAUCAAGUUAGUCAUUACAAUAUUGAAUAG
Messenger RNA from Caenorhabditis remanei, 1188 nucleotides. RefSeq lists its product as uncharacterized. The transcript has 11 exons. The record is from RefSeq and is a predicted model, not a curated record. Bases 1 to 1188 code for a protein of 395 amino acids. Lineage: Eukaryota; Metazoa; Nematoda; Chromadorea; Rhabditida; Rhabditidae.